CAACAGUAUGUCCGUCCGACUGCUGCUGCUGCGCGCGCGCGUUCGCGAGCGCCUCAACCUCCCCCACUGAGUUGAGUUGACCCGAGACAGUUCUGUUUUGGGGGGGUUCUCCGCGGCGGUUAUGUUGUCCGCUGGUCGGAAAUUUCUUGAACAGGAGCUGGGCGAUGGCCUUUAUCCCGACCCCGUGCAUGCAUUUGUACACUUCCUCCGGGAAGUCCACCCUGGCGAGUGCACCAUUACCUGUGCCAUCUCACGGACCUCAUCCCGACGGUCCGUCGUCACGGUUGAGUUGAAACGUGCUGCUGCUGCUGCUGCUGCUGCUGCUGCUGCUACUGUGAAAAACCAGAGAGAAACCCCGAACACAGCAGCAUCACCAUCCCUUAUAACCACCACCCUCGGCGUUUUCACUUAUGCCGAUAUCUCCAAAGAACAAGGCCUCACCCAAGAACCCCAUCACCCGCCAACAAAAGCAGCAGCAGCAGCAGCAGCAAUUAGACCAUCAUUACCCAACCGACAAACAGAAUGCACCACCAUCGAUGACCCCGUGGUCGACGCCACCCCAGUAACCCGCAAAGUGCACUGGGUUGCACCCCGCUCCGCCAACGGGCUCUGGGGCCAUCGCCUCGGGGGACACAACCGCGAAGUAUGGCUCUCCUUCCGUGAUGGGACCAAAUUCUCCGACAUUCUGCAUCUAGCAUACCUCUCGGACCUGCCUCUCCAUCCCGCAGCAACCCAUACCCCCGACUUCUACGCCAAGCACGCCAUCUCCACCCUGUGUCUGUCGAUCGAGUUCAAGAGACGGCCCGAUCCGUCCACGGAAUGGGUUCUGACCCGCUCCACCUCGUAUCAGAUCGCGCGCGGUCGCUACGAUGUGAGCCUGCAGAUCUACGAUGAGUCCGGUGCCCUCCUUGCGUUGAGCCAGCAUGUGGUUUUCGUCACGGAUCUGAAACCCGGGAGGGCGGGGGGAAGGUUGUAAGGGUGUGAUGGCCGGGGCAGGGAUGGGACAAGGGGGCCUCGGGGUGGUGGUCGCUGGGUGUGUAGGUUGGAAGGUGGGUAAAUAUGGUCAGGUUGAUGUUAUCAUGAACUUCUGCUGGAUCAUGGUCCUUGAAGCAUGAGCAUGUUGCAAGGUAUUGCAAAUUCACUUGUCUUCUUGAUUUAUCAGAACGCAGCCGGCCAUGGAAGCAUGGUCAAUAACACCUGUCACUUUGAACCGGAUGAGCAGCAAAAGUAAACUGAAUGCAGAAUGUGAAAUGUAGAAAC
Messenger RNA from Aspergillus japonicus CBS 114.51, 1260 nucleotides. RefSeq names its product thioesterase family protein. The transcript has 2 exons. The record is from RefSeq and is a predicted model, not a curated record. The coding region runs from base 122 to 976 and encodes 284 amino acids. NCBI's taxonomy places the organism in Eukaryota, Fungi, Ascomycota, Eurotiomycetes, Eurotiales, Aspergillaceae.